This is a messenger RNA of Aspergillus puulaauensis, 924 nucleotides long. Its product is annotated as alpha/beta hydrolase. Gene Ontology annotation, molecular function: hydrolase activity. The record is from RefSeq and is a predicted model, not a curated record. Bases 1 to 924 code for a protein of 307 amino acids. The transcript has 3 exons. Lineage: Eukaryota; Fungi; Ascomycota; Eurotiomycetes; Eurotiales; Aspergillaceae.
AUGAGCCGCAAAGAGUACGUUUACAAAGAGGUCGAAGGAGGCGAGCCCUUGGUGGCAAGCGUCUGGUACAAACCAGGGGGUUCAGACACACCCAAGCCCAUCGCACACUACUUCCAUGGAGGCAACUGGGUACUUGGCCAUAAAGACAUGCUCUCACCCUACUACAUAGAGAAACUCCUUGAGCUAGGGUUUGGCGCAGUUGUCUCACCAAACUAUCGGCUUGGCCCAACAAUCUCUGCCCAGGAAGGUCCUGUUCAGGAUGCAAAAGAUAGUUAUCUGUGGUCUCAAGGGGAGUUACCGAAUAUCCUGGUGGAAGAUGCCAACAUCCACCUGGAUGGCAGCAAGGUAGUGACCCUGGGCCACUCUGCCGGGGGUACCCUAGCCCUUCUGAUGGCGUCGCUUCCACAGAAACCCCUGGCGAUUCUCGACAUCUUCGGCCUGAAGCAUCUUGAUGACGAGUUCUACCACACUCCAAACCCUGCAUUCGCCAAGAUUCCAGAUUUCCAGCAAACACUCCUGGACAGGGUUCUAGACGACGUUCCUGCUCCAAGUGCAGCGACUCCCCCCGGCGGCCCAAAUGGACCUGACUUUAGUAACUACCGCGUCGCCUGGCUAUUCACUGCGUUCAAGAAAGGAUCUUGGUUGUCUUCAAUUCAACCCGAUGGCAACUAUGGCGCCAUAGAUCCAUCCAGAUUAUUUUCGUCUUCCUUCCCCCCGACCUAUUUUAUCCAUGGCAGCAUGGACACCCUUGUUGGUGUCAGGUUCGCUGAACAGGCGUUCGAAGAGCUGAAAAAUAAAGGUGUCAAAACCAAGCUCGUAAUUGAAGAGGCGCCCCAUGGGUUUGAUGUAGGAUCAAAGCCGGGCGAGCACCGGUAUAAUGUUAUUACAGAUGGCUUCAAGUUCCUCGCGAGCCACGCGACUUAG